Messenger RNA from Triticum urartu, 927 nucleotides. The record is from RefSeq and is a predicted model, not a curated record. NCBI's taxonomy places the organism in Eukaryota, Viridiplantae, Streptophyta, Magnoliopsida, Poales, Poaceae.
UGGCCAGCUUUGGCGGCCCCACCAGUUCCUCACCCAUGUCAAAAAAAAAAAACCUCACCCAUCCCGCGGGCCCACCACUACUCCCAUUUCCGCACGCAUCGAUCAACGCGACACCGCCGGCGAUGAGCGCGAAGCAGCUCUGCGACGCCUUGGCCGCCGCGGGGUUCGACAGCGGAGAUCCGCUCGACCCGGAGAGCCUCGAUUGGGCGUUCCUCCAGGGAGACGACUCCAGCCGCGUGCUCGCGUGGAUCGCCGCCCGCCUACGCCGCGCCAACGUCCUCUCCGCCUCCGACCUCGAACUCUAUGAUCAGCUUGAACUAGAAGGGAAGCUUUUGGAGGGGAAAGACUUGGAUUCCGCUUUCGACAGUAUUUCGGCGUUCUCAGAAACUGGAGAGAACCAUGAAUACACAUUCUUGUCGGAAGAAAGUCUGGGAGACAUCCGCGACUCAAAACUAGCACUUAGAGCUGAAGUUUCUGAUUUGGAAAAAAAGCUCGCUUCUCUGGAAUGGCAGCUUGAUUUGCUUACAGCACACGCUACCACCAUCACGCAGGGAAAGAAAUCCCGCACAUCUGCUAAAACUAGCGCAACUGGAAAACUUGCGAGAUUUGAUGAGGAACUUGCCAAGAGAAGUUUAGAGAUGAAUGAAGUACUUGGAAAACUUGUUGCUACGAUCCAGGAGUUGUCUUACUAUCAUUCAGAAACUGAUAUUGGCGUCUACCUGUCAUACUGUGAUUUCCAAUCAUAUGUAAUCAGUAACCUGGCUUGUACCAAAGAACUUAACACAUGGUUCACUAAGAAGUUUGAGAAGGGAGCUCUCCGGUUUGUUGCCAAAGAAGACAUGCCAAGGGGGGAUUCUGAAAAGCCUCAUCAUUUUGUGGUUGAACUAAAGCGAAUUAAUUCAGUGUAAGUAUUUAUCAAUCUGUCGA